Penaeus vannamei (Pacific white shrimp) is the source of this 873-nucleotide messenger RNA. The record is from RefSeq and is a predicted model, not a curated record. Lineage: Eukaryota; Metazoa; Arthropoda; Malacostraca; Decapoda; Penaeidae.
AUGAGGAUCAUUGAUAUUGCAUGCUGGGAAGUGCUAAAUGUUGAGGGUGAGUGGGCCUACAACGGCAAGAGUGCUCCGAGAGAUGGUUCAAAAAUAUGUGUUCAUAUAACCAAUGAGUGCUGCUCAUGUGAGAUAGAGCUGCUUGAAUCACGGUAUCUAGUAUGUGAGGCUGAAGAAACUGUGGUUUUUGGAGAGGCUGUCUCAGCAUUUGACCGAUCCCUGGAAUUGGCCCUCUCAGUGAUGAAUGAUGAUGAAACAGCCCUUAUCAAUAUCAAAUUGCCAAGAAAAUAUGUGGAUGAUGAGGCAGACAAUGACGAUAUCACUUUUACCUGCCAGUUAGGCCUGAAGAUCAUAGAAAAUGCAAAGCUGAUUUUUGAGCAUAGCCCAGAGGAGAAAAUGGCCAGGGCCAUUCGGUAUAAGAACUUAGGUGUUGGCUUGUACAAAGAAGGCAGUUUUUCCAAGCAGGUCUCAGCCUUUUUCAUGUUCAGCCAGUCUGUAAAGUGGUUGGUAACAAUAAAUACAGAGGAAGCACAAAGCAGCCUGGCUGAGAUUAAGGCGAUCAAGAUGCAUUGUUACAACAACCUGGGGCUUUAUCACUUACGCAAUCAUCAGUAUCGACUGGCUGUGGCAGCCACAGUGACUGUCCUUAACGAAGACCCUGAAAACAUCAAGGCCCUUUACAGGCGCUCUGUGGCAAACACUGAACUGCAAAACUAUGAAAAGGCUGAAGAAGACAUUCAGGCAGCUCUUUUGCUUGACCCCAACAACACCCUCAUCAAGAAGCAGGUGGAAAUUCUCAAGAAACGGCAAAAGAUGCUUUCCCACAAGUACAACUCCAGCUUGCGAAAAGUUUGUUCAAAUAUAAAGGUUUAA